Diorhabda sublineata is the source of this 2232-nucleotide messenger RNA. RefSeq names its product cytochrome b5-like. NCBI's taxonomy places the organism in Eukaryota, Metazoa, Arthropoda, Insecta, Coleoptera, Chrysomelidae. The record is from RefSeq and is a predicted model, not a curated record. Gene Ontology annotation, molecular function: heme binding. Gene Ontology annotation, cellular component: membrane; intracellular membrane-bounded organelle. Bases 1673 to 2068 code for a protein of 131 amino acids. The transcript has a single exon.
UUCGAAAGUAUUUAGGGGGUUUGGAUCGAUUUGCAGAUGUAGCUUUGUUCGUCAUUCUUUCAUCGUUGUUAAAAGGAAGCUUACAAUAUUUGGGUGGAUUUUGUGAAUCUGGAAGACUUCCACAAGCUAGUAAUGAGAUAUACUAUCAAAUGCUUUCUUGUAAUCUACGAAAACAGUGUGUAUAUUCUGGUGAACUUUCUUUGCUUGUUGAAGUAUCAGAGAAUCCACAACAAUUUUUUAUUUUCACCGUUGGUGAUCUCUUUCGCAACCUUUAUUAUUAUUAUUUUAUUAUUAAAAACCUUGAUACUAUUUCUUACUUUCUCGUAUAUGAUUUGGGAAAUAUAUAAAUAAGUAUCAGGUAUUAAAAUUGGUCAUAAAACUUUUAUUUAUCAUUAUCUUCUUCUUUAUUGUCAAUUCAGAUUUUUCCUUGUUAAAACUGAUAUUUUUUGACGUGUUUUGUUGAUUUUUUCUUUGUUUAACCACUGAUUUCCAUGUUCGGGUUGCUCAGGUAAAUACAUUUUUCAACGCAAGUUACAAUGCGUCUAAUAAAUCGAUAAUCUUUAGGCAGUGCAAGGAGCUGUUUACACACAUGAUUUCCAAAUUCCAAAUUUUCACUAUUAAAACGAUUAAACCUGCCACAGCUGCUUCAAACUUUUGCUUUCCAAUAAUGUCUUAACCACGAAUUUAGGUUUACCUGUAACCUCGUUAACUCAUUCAUAACCUUAAAGGCCUCGAUUAAAGUAAAAUGCAGCCACAGCGAUGAACGCUCAAAUAUGGUCCUACCAAGCGUACAUGUGUGCAAUUCAAAUUUUAUUGAUACACAUACGUGAUACUUUUUUGAAGAUAUGAAAUUUAGUCCAAUAUUUUUAUUAUUAAAUACGAUUAACGAAAAAGCCUGUUUUAAAUCAGUAUAAUGACAUCCAUGUUUUAUGUUUGACCAAGGCUGGUGUAAACUGUAAAGGAUGAUAAUUUAACCUUCCGUGACCUACACGGGAUUUAAUAAAGUUAAAGGAACUGAAAAUCUCUAUUUUUCAAUGUCUGCGCCUAUCCUUCGAACCCCCAUGUAGCUGGAAUAACAGCAUUACCAAAUCGUUUAGUAACAUUGAUUUGGUGGUAGCUUCGCAGCAAAGACUGGUCACUCACUUUAUUUUUCUCAUUGCUUAAUCAUGCAGGAUAUAUGUAGUAAUUGAAGGAAGUUUAUGGGUGAUUUGGGAAUGGGUUUGUUUGACUAGCACUUGGGAAGCCACAAAGACAGCCCACGGAUUCCGAGAGAUUCUUGUAAGCGCAUACAAGGCUUGUGGAACCGUCAAAGAAGAUGCCCAGAUAUGUAGCAAGAUAUUCGAAAUUCAACAAGAGAGAAGAUCGAAAGACCAAGUACGACUGCAACGAUGUGGAGUACAAAUAUCCUUAAGCACAUUUAUUUUUUUAUGAAAAUUGUAGUUAAAAUAGAAAUAGAUGCGCAAGUAAUUGCUGCUAUAAAAAUUCAUUCAUGUUAUAUUUUGAUAACACCUCGUAAUUUAUCGAUAAAUUUUAUUGUUGAUGAAAUACCAUCGGAAAUCCCUGAUAAUACGUUAACUUAAUAAUAAAAUACUACUUCCCAAUAAACAUGAUUGUCGUAUCAUCUUUAGUUGCUUGUUAGUUGGUCGAUUUGAUAUUUUAUUUAUAUUUUACAAUGAAUGACAACGCUAAAGUCAAAUUCUACACUUUAGAAGAGAUUUCGAAGCACGAUGGAAAACAAGACGCUCGAACAUGGAUAAUAAUAAGAGACGUUGUUUACGAUGUAACAAAUUAUUUAGACAAUCAUCCCGGCGGUGGAGAAUUGAUAACAGAAUGGGCGGGUAAAGAUGGCACGAAAGACUUUGAUGACUUUGGACAUUCAUUGGACGCAAAAAAAGAAUUGAAAAAACUUAAAAUCGGUGAAGUGGUAGAAGAAGAAAGGAAAAAUAAAAAUAAAAAGGAUGACAAUAAGCAAUUAGUGAAACAGAAGAAUGAGAAAGUGGUAGUUACUCUAGAUAAUGUUCCUGAGAAAAAUUGUAUUUCUAUAUUAACGUGCGGCAUAUUAACUUAGUUUAAAAUUAUCUGAUUAUAUUUAUUUUUAGGCAUUUUAGAAAAUAUAUGAUUGUGUAUGUAUAUUUUUUUACAUAUUUAAGGUGAGAAACUAAAUAUACAAAAGAUUCUUAUACACAUCUACCACCCAUUCCUAGCAAAAAUGGACCUAUUCAAAUAAAACUC